Corythoichthys intestinalis (scribbled pipefish) is the source of this 1725-nucleotide messenger RNA. RefSeq names its product chromosome 7 C1orf53 homolog (gene c7h1orf53). The transcript is spliced from 4 exons. The record is from RefSeq and is a predicted model, not a curated record. NCBI's taxonomy places the organism in Eukaryota, Metazoa, Chordata, Actinopteri, Syngnathiformes, Syngnathidae. Bases 157 to 663 code for a protein of 168 amino acids.
GGUCACGUGCUUGUGACGCACCUUUUAAACAGGAAGUGGUGCUUUCACUCAUGUGAAGCCAAGUUAGGAAAGAUGCGAUUUGAGUAAAGUUUUAGAGUGUCAGGCUGUUAGUUGUUUCUUUUAUUUAAGAAAUGUUACGUGGGUAUACUGUUAAUCAUGCACUGGCAACGUUAUAAAAGUAGAGGGCUGCUCAGCACAUUUACUGUCCUUCACGCCCAGUUUAAAGAGCAUCUUGUACCAAUGUUAAAAUAUAAGCAGUCUGUGGACGGUUCGAGGCUUCUCCGAACUACCAACACGCCGACCCAGGAUGUCUGCGGCGGGGCAGAACUUGAAAACGCGUUGGAGGGCAGCCCACCCGAGUCCCAACCAUCGAGUAGAGAGCUGACAGAGGAGGAGUUGCUCAUCCAUAGAGUACACACAGAAGCGUGCCAGGCAAAGAAGCAGAUGUAUGUUGACCCUUCCAGUGGGUACAAGGUGUUCACAGAAUAUGCCCACCUUCAGCGGGGGAAAUGCUGUGGCAGUGCUUGCAGACAUUGUCCAUAUGGCCAAGUCAACGUAAAAGACCCUGCAAUGAAGAAAAUGACGAUGGCACUAGCCCCAGAGAAUAAGAGAGCUGUCCAGUUUGUAACUGUGACCAGACGUGCUCCAGUCACAACCAGUUGACAGGCCGAGCAGCUCUCUCCUGCCUCAGCUGUCCCCGCACUCUCGCACCAUCUCAAACAGGCACGGCAGCCCUGCGGCCAAUGGCUUCCACCACAGUACUUACAGCAUCUCCAUCACUGAUGGGCAGACUGGCCACAUACUGACAUGUGCUUGGCAGGGGGUAAAAAAAUCAAAUUUGAGUGUCAGUCUUAUGAUCGCUGAAAGGAACAUCAGUCCCAGCAACUGGCUUGGCCCUUCCUUAUUUAUUGGAGUGUGGAAGAGGCUUCGUAUUCAAGCAGCAUUUGAGCAGCCCCUCCAUCAAUGUCUAGUCGACACGGACAAUGUCAGCUGGCCUCGGGGUAGCAGCCUGCACAGUGGUCAUAUGGACAACCGGAUCCCUGUGGUAGAAUUAGUGAUAAAAAAUGCACACAUGGCCGCAGUGUGACAGUCAGGGUGCCAGAUUCCUUAGGACAGACAUGGCUGCAAAUAGCACAGAGGGACAGUUUCUCCCCUGGACCACAACUGGUGCACACACUGAUGCCAGGCCAAGCCAUGGCCGCCAGAUGAGCCCAGAUGAAAGAGGAGGCCGGGGCACUCACUGGCACCUCAUUGAGGUACACUUUUUGGCAGGUUUAUUCCAACCUAACCACAUGCGAGCGCUGACAGAAUCUCAGUCUGCAAGGACUUGGGGACUAACGGGUCAUGGGUUUAGCCCCUUUCAAGGGCAUACCCCCAUCCAGAAGCGUAUUUCCAGAUCAUGAGGUUUAGAAAGCGUGAUUAGUAACUGGAAGUAGACAACUAUCUUCAGCACUUAAGUGUUUUGAGCAAGGCUUAUAUCGUCCCACCUGAUCCAGUAUCUAAUAAUUUCAUGUUCAAUGGCCCUUAUGCUUAGCAAUGCAUCGAAGUGACAAGAGUAUUAAUGAUCUUCAAAUUAAAGAUGGAUGCUCAAUGUAUAUAGGUAUGCAAAUGGAAAGUUCCUCAGACCUGUUGUAACCGAGAAAAUAAUGAUUAAACACAAAAAUGACAUGGCAUUAGCUAUCCCUACCAACAUAUAUAUAUAUAUAUAUAUAUAUAUAUAUAUAU